AUGCAUGCAUGCAUACAUAAACCUUCACUAUGCGCUCAUAGAAAGGAGGAGUGUCUCUUCUGCCAUGUAAGGAUUUAAAGGUUCCCGUUCAGGAGGAUCAGCGAAGAGAUCUCCCUCGCUCCCCCAUCCCCGUCCCUCCUCCUCCUCCUCCUCCUCCUCCUCCUCGCCUCGGCAUCCUGAAUCCUUGCAGGGACUGAGCCCAGCCUUACCCCGUUCGGACAAAGACCGCCAGAGGCUGCAGGUGCUCCCGAGACCCUGGCCUCGGUUAGGCUGCUUUUUGCAAAAGGAUUUUGAAUCUGAGGAAGAUAUAACCUUACUCCUGCCUGCCUAUGCCUCUGGCUGGCCCCAUGAGUGGCUCUGGUUUGAGACAUUGACCUUCCUUGAUCGGCUUCCAGGCCCAUCCAGUGGACUGAACCCAGGGCGUGGUUCUUCCUGGGUAGAGUGAGGAGUGGAUAGUCAAGGCACCGGAGCAAGAGCCCACUUGGGGCUGCUGGCAGCGGAGUGAAGCUGGAACCAUCAGGGAAUAUGAGUGAAUUUUGGCACAAACUGGGCUGCUGUGUGGUAGAGAAACCCCAGCCGAAGAAGAAGAGAAGACGGAUUGACCGGACCAUGAUUGGGGAACCAAUGAAUUUUGUGCACCUGACUCACAUCGGCUCUGGGGAGAUGGGGGCCGGAGAUGGACUUGCCAUGACAGGUGCAGUUCAGGAGCAGAUGAGAUCCAAGGGAAACCGGGACAGGCCAUGGAGCAAUUCUAGGGGCUUAUAGCUUCCAAGGAAAUGGUUCUGCAGUCUUGGAGCCCCUGCUCCAUGUCCAGCCCAGAAGGAAUGCUGCCCCCACAUCCCUCCUACAACCAGUGAUCCAAGGACCCCUCUCUUUCCUGUCUGCCUAACAAGUGCCUCGAAAGGCAUGGGGGGCUGGACUCCCUUCCUCCCUCUGGCCUCUGCCCCUCCUGGAGACGGGGUCAAGGCAGCAGGACUGACCAAGUGACUACUGUUGGGCCAGAGGAGCUCGGCCGAAGCUCUGCACACCCUUAGAUCUGAGCGGGGAGUGCUCUGGGCACUAGGAUGUACCCUUUGCUCCUGAAUGAUGGUCAGGGUGCCACGUGUUGCCAAUCUUUUAACCAUGACUCCUUCAGUGGGGCCGGUAGGUGCGAUUACCAAAGCUGAAGCUGGCUUUGCUAAGACAAGUCCUACCUCCCUGCCUUCCUUUUCCUUCUGGAAUGAACUAAUGCAGGUAGAUGCCAAGGGGCUGGGAAGGUGACCACUGCCUUUUCCCCUCUAAUCUUCAGACUGUAAGUUCACAGCUCUUCAUAUCUCUCUGCCAUUAUACCAGGGUCUUUCCCCAGUCAGGCCUCCGACUCUGCUUCGGUAGCAUUACAAGCUUCCCAGCAACAUUCUUUUCUUCUUUUUUUCUUUUUUCUUUUUUUUAAUUAAAAUUUUAAUUUAAUUUGAGUUAUUUUGCUUAUCCCCAUCCUGCCUGCUGCUACCUCUGCCCCUACCCUGUCUUCUUAGGAACGUGAUUGUUGGUUGUUCCCUGGGAAAGAAUUAAGAGCUGGGUCUUGACCACGUUCUGUCAUCUCCCUCCCUGCUGACCAGUUGAAAGAACAUCUGAAUUUAAAAAAAAAAAAACAACAAAAAAACCCGGAUGUAGCAAAAUUAGGGCUGCA
Messenger RNA from Jaculus jaculus (lesser Egyptian jerboa), 1666 nucleotides. It is a transcript of the gene Cdc42se1, whose product is annotated as CDC42 small effector 1. Gene Ontology annotation, cellular component: plasma membrane. The transcript is spliced from 5 exons. The record is from RefSeq and is a predicted model, not a curated record. Gene Ontology annotation, molecular function: small GTPase binding. Bases 526 to 765 code for a protein of 79 amino acids. Gene Ontology annotation, biological process: regulation of Rho protein signal transduction. Lineage: Eukaryota; Metazoa; Chordata; Mammalia; Rodentia; Dipodidae.